Molecule: messenger RNA, 2952 nt
Organism: Lentinula edodes (shiitake mushroom)
Lineage: Eukaryota; Fungi; Basidiomycota; Agaricomycetes; Agaricales; Omphalotaceae
Product: H+-ATPase subunit
Exons: 12
Coding region: 194-2728 (844 amino acids)
Biological process (GO): proton transmembrane transport; vacuolar acidification
Cellular component (GO): vacuolar proton-transporting V-type ATPase complex; fungal-type vacuole membrane; vacuolar proton-transporting V-type ATPase, V0 domain
Molecular function (GO): proton-transporting ATPase activity, rotational mechanism; ATPase binding
Source: RefSeq, a predicted model, not a curated record
ACGAGCUAUGUACAUAUUAUUAUAAUUUCCGACAACCAAGGAUUUCAAGCGCUUAUUUUGUGAUUUGCCGCGGCUGCGUCGCUGCGACCGACAUUGACACGUGACGACUUGCCUGCUUCCUGUUUCGAACCCCAGAUAACGACGUUCCUUUUACACCAGGAAACUAUCAUCCUAUCUCAUACGUUUACACGGAAUGUCUGACGACUAUCCGAGUCUGCUUCGAUCGGAGCAGAUGAGCUUGGUACAGCUCUUCGUGCCAACUGAAGUUGCCCAUGAUGCAGUAGCAGAGCUUGGCGAACUGGGAAAUGUCCAAUUCAAAGAUCUGAACCCUAAUGUCAACCCUUUCCAACGCUCUUUCGUAGGCGAGAUCCGGCGUGUCGACGAAAUGGGCCGUCGAGUGCGUUUCUUUUCGACCCAGAUUGAGCAGGAGAAAGACGUCGUUCCCAUUCGUCCUCUCUAUGACUCCGCACCGUUGAUUGCAGUUGGUCCUCGCGCACCACAAGCUAUGGACGAGUUAGACGUUACCCUGGCUGCUCACGAGCAACGUCUUACUCAGAUGAAUGAGAGUUAUCAGAAACUGAGCGAAAGGACAAAAGAGUUGAUUGAAGCUCGCCAUGUUCUGCGCGAGACUGCUGUAUUCUUCGACAAGGCGCAAGAUCACCAGACCGACAUAAGGACCUCGUUCGAUGACUCUUCCGCCCCGCUGCUUCAGCAUGACGACCGCGAAAACCAGUAUUCAGUUGGUACUGGUGUACAAUUCGACUUGGAAUUCGUCGCUGGCACCAUUGAACGAGUUCGAGUUCCAACUUUUGAGCGAGUUCUCUGGCGUGUCUUGCGUGGAAAUUUAUAUAUGAAUCAUACAGACAUUGUCGAACCUUUCGUUGACCCAGUGACUGGCGACGAAACUCGCAAGAACGUUUUCAUCAUCUUUGCGCACGGUGACGCUCUCCUAGCUAAGAUCCGUAAGGUCGCUGAAUCGAUGGGUGCUACAUUGUAUCCUAUCGAUGCCAACGCAGACAAACGCUCCGAGUCUUUACGCGAAGUUGAGGGACGACUGGAAGAUUUACAGAAUGUCCUGUACAAUACAGGUUCUAGCCGUAGGACUGAGUUGACAAAAAUAGGAGAAAGCUUAAGGAGCUGGCAGGAUGUCGUCAGGAAGGAGAAGCUAAUAUAUGAGACGCUUAAUCUCUUCAACUUCGAUGUGAGGAGAAAGACCCUCAUUGCGGAAGGAUGGGUGCCUACUAGGGAUAUCACGACGAUACAACUCGCCCUUCGUCAUGCUACAGAAGAGUCGGGCACCAGCGUGCCUCCCAUUUUACAUGAGCUUCGUACUCAAAAAACCCCACCCACCUUCAACCGUACAAAUAAGUUUACUGAGGGGUUUCAGACGAUCAUGGACAGCUAUGGUGUCGCGUCGUACCAAGAAGUCAAUCCUGGUCUUUUUGCAGUCAUCACAUUCCCGUUCUUGUUCGCGGUCAUGUUCGGUGAUAUUGGCCACGGUUUCAUCAUUUUCGUCGCCGCACUUUACAUGAUCCUUGCUGAGCGCAAGUUGGCUCGCGUAGAUCUUGGGGAGAUUAUGGGUCAAUUCUUCUACGGUCGCUACAUCAUCCUUCUCAUGGGUUUAUUCUCCAUGUAUACUGGUUUGAUGUACAACGAUAUCUUCUCAAAGUCUCUCCAUAUAUGGCACUCUGCUUGGGAUUUUCCUAGCAAUACUACCGACACCAAGAUUGUUGGAAUUGACAACGGUCACAGAUAUUCGUUUGGCCUCGAUCCAGGCUGGCAUGGCGCUGAUAACAACCUCGUUUUUGUAAACUCGUACAAGAUGAAGAUGUCUGUGGUCCUUGGUGUCAUUCACAUGACUUUUGCUUUGUGCUUGCAAUUCCCGAACCACCUCAAAUUCAAGCGCCCGAUUGACAUUUAUGCCAACUUCAUUCCCCAAAUGAUCUUCCUCCAAUCAAUCUUUGGUUACCUCGUCAUUUGCAUCCUAUACAAAUGGUCGGUCGAUUGGUCGAAGGCUACAACUCAACCACCGUCUCUACUCAACAUGCUCAUCUCGAUGUUCUUGUCGCCCGGCAAAGUUGACCCUUCGGAACAAUUAUACGCUGGACAACCUUUCGUGCAAGUCGUAUUAUUACUUUUAGCAGCGAUUUGUGUCCCGUGGUUGUUGGUCACCAAGCCGUAUCUCGCCUGGAAGGAUAUGCAUAAAAUCAAGGAGCAGGGGUAUGUUAGCAUAUCUGGUGAAGGCGACGGCAACGGCAUUCAUAGGAAUAGUUCAGACGAGGUGUUGGAAGGUGAAGAGGAGGGUAACGGAAGAGCUAUCGCAGAGGAUGGAGAUGACGGAGAACAUGAACAGCAUGACUUUGGUGAAGUAGUUAUCCAUCAAGUCAUCCACACCAUAGAGUUUUGCCUCGGAUGUAUAUCCCACACAGCUUCGUACCUUCGUCUGUGGGCCCUAUCGCUUGCACACGCGCAGCUUUCAGAGGUGUUGUGGUCCAUGACGCUUGAGGCAUGGCUUGAACCUACCGGCGUGUUUGAGUGGAUCGUAUUGAUUGUGAUGGGAGUGUUCUGGUUUGUGCUGACAGUUUUCAUUUUGUGUCUCAUGGAGGGCCUAUCGGCGUUCCUCCACGCCCUGCGUUUACACUGGGUCGAAGCAAACAGCAAGCAUUUCGAGGGUGGUGGAUAUGCUUUCACUCCUCUAACCUUUGCAAAUCCGGAUUCCAAAGAAUAGAUUUGUGUGAAUCUACGUUUCUUAUCGUUCUGGUUAUCGAAGUGCGGGCAAGUCUCAGUGAGUCAGUAACAUGCCAAUUCUGAAAACCUUGGGUGUAACUUCAUGUCGCCACGUACAUACUAUAUGUAUGGACGACGCUAAUUUAACCGUUUCUUACCUCAAACAUCGUUGCGCAUACUCCCAGGCUGUUCCUCUGCCAUCUGUUUGACAAUAUCGGGUUGGUA